Molecule: messenger RNA, 5924 nt
Organism: Thamnophis elegans (Western terrestrial garter snake)
Lineage: Eukaryota; Metazoa; Chordata; Lepidosauria; Squamata; Natricidae
Gene: INPP4A
Product: inositol polyphosphate-4-phosphatase type I A
Exons: 27
Coding region: 724-3717 (997 amino acids)
Cellular component (GO): cytoplasm
Molecular function (GO): phosphatidylinositol-3,4-bisphosphate 4-phosphatase activity
Source: RefSeq, a predicted model, not a curated record
GCCUCGCGCUCAUCCGGAUCCCCGCAGCUGAGGCGCGCGAGCCCAGACCCCAAAAUGACAGGGAGAGCGAUCGGGCGGGCCUGAAGUGCGGCCCGCGAGGGCAGAGAAGCGGUGGGCGGUGCAAGCGCCGGAGAAGAACGGGAGGCGGAGGAGGAGCCUGAAUGGAUUAUGGCGUCAUAAGCUGCCUUGGGUGUAUGCGCGUUGAGGAGCCCGGGUUGCUGCAGUAGCAGAAGAAGCUGCUGUCGGGUGCGAAGAAGAGCCACAUCCGACGGGAAGGUGAGGUUGCUGCCGCAGCUCCUCGGACCUCAAAAGGGCCACGAGCCAGUCCAGCAUGCCGCGCAAGGCUUGCUGAGGAAGGUGCGGCUCCUCUAGUCCGAGCGGGCGCGAGAUUUCAUGUAAAAGCAUCAGAAAGAUUGGCAGCCAGAUUGAUGUGAUAUCUGUGGAAAAUGAAUUAAAGCAACAUGACCAAGGCUCAUUUCGCAUUCUGCAAUUAUAUUGAGCAAGUGCUAAAUAGGCUCUAGUUACUCUGUGAUUUUCAGCUUUUCCUUGACAAACCAGAAAGAUGGGAAAAUAAAUUGGCCUUUAACAAAUGCAAUACCAUGCUCACAUCGAAGAGGACAAUAGCCCUCCUCAUGCUAACAUCAUAAGGGCUGCAAAAAGACCAAAUCUCUGUUCUCUUUGGAUGCUUCAAGCAGUAUAAAGAAGUGGCUUCCUCAUGACAACAUGUCAGUGAAAGAUCUCAGCCCCCGACAUAAUUCAAAAUCCCGUGUAGUGCAGCGGGCCUCUACUGUUGAUGUUGCCUCUGAUAUGUCAGGUUUAUCCUUGACAGGAAACAUUCAAGAUCCAGAUGAGCCAAUCUUAGAAUUUAGUUUAGCUUGCAGUGAACUGUUAACUCCAUCACUAGAUAGGAAGCCAAAUUGUUUUGUAGCAGUGAGUGUAACUACACCACCUCAAGCAUUCUGGACAAAGCAUGCUCAAACAGAAAUUAUUGAGGGCACAAAUAAUCCCAUCUUUCUAAGUAGCAUUGCCUUUUUUCAAGACUCUCUUAUUAAUCAGAUGACACAAAUUAAGCUUUCUAUAUACGAUGUAAAAGAUAGAUCUCAGGGAACUAUGUAUUUAUUGGGUUCUGUGAUAUUUGCUGUACAGGAUCUACUUAAGGAGAAAAGUCAUAGGCUGCACUUAACACUAAGAUCUGCUGAAAAUGACCGUGUCGGGAACAUUACAGCCAUAGGAUGGCAAAUGGAAGAAAACACAGACGAAAGGCCUCCUGUGACCAGAUCUCCUGAUACUAUUAAUGGAAGGACUGUGCUACCAGUUGAUGAAAGUUUGACAGAGUCCUUAGGAAUCCGAUCCAAAUAUGCUUCAUUACGAAAAGAUGCACUAUUAAAAUCUGUGUUUGGAGGUGCCAUUUGUCGGAUGUAUCGUUUUCCUACCACUGAUGGCAACCAUCUGAGGAUUUUGGAGCAAAUGGGAGAGAGUGUGCUCUCUUUACACAUUCCCAGGCAAUUUGUGAAAUUGCUGCUAGAGGAAGAUGCUGCAAGGAUUUGUGAACUUGAAGAACUGGGAGAGCUGUCACCUUGCUGGGAAAGUCUUCGUCGGCAAAUAGUCACUCAGUACCAAACAAUUAUUCUGACCUAUCAGGACAACAUGACAAAUCUUCAUCAGUAUAAAGGACCAUCAUUCAAAGCGAGUAGUCUGAAAGGUGAUAAAAAGCUUGAAUUCAUGCCCACAAAUUUACAUAUACAACGAAUGAGAGUCCAGGAUGAUGCAGGAUCAGAUGAGAAUUAUGACAUUGUAACUAUAGGAGCACCAGCAGCGCACUGCCAGGCAUUUAAAUCUGGAGGUUUGCGGAAAAAGCUACAUAAAUUUGAAGAUGCAAAGAAACACAGUUUUGAGGAAAGUUGCACUGCGACCAAUUCUCAAUCUAUAGUAUACAUACCACAGGAUAUUAUUCGAGCAAAGGAGAUUAUUGCACAGAUCAAUACCCUGAAAACUCAAGUUAGUUAUUAUGCAGAAAGACUUUCCAGAGCUGCCAAGGAUAAAUCAGCGAAUGGACUUGAGAGAACACUUGCCAUUUUGGCAGAUAAGACCAGGCAGCUUGUCACUGUCUGUGACUGCAAGCUGUUGGCAAAUUCAAUUCAUGCCCUGAAUACUGCAAGACCAGAUUAUAUAGCUUCAAAGGUUUCUCCAACAUCUACAGAAGGAGAACAAGUGGUGCUAAGAAAUGACCAAGAUACUUUGGUGGCCAGGUGGGCAGGAAGAAAUAGCCGUUCUUCCCUACAGGUGGACUGGCAUGAAGAAGAAUGGGAAAAAGUCUGGGUGAAUGUUGAUAAAAGUCUUGAAUGCAUUAUCCAGAGGGUAGACAAACUCCUCCUGAAAGAACGAUUGCAAAGUGAUAGCUGUGAAGAUGUUUUCCUGUGUGAAGUUAGCUGCUCUAGCAAGAAAGGUAAACAAGAUACCCGUGCAUACUGGAUAAAGCCAGAGACCUUAAAUGAAAUCAUCUCAUCUUCAUCAUCCCCACCAUCAUCUUCAUCCAUUUCAUCCUCUGCAUGCCAUUUUCCCAGAAUCACAAAUUGCAGUCCUACUCCUGAAGAAUCCACCCCAGGUGAAUGGAGUGAGGCUCUUUAUCCUCUGCUGACGACACUCACGGACUGUGUGGCCAUGAUGAGUGACAAAGCAAAGAAAGCAAUGGUCUUUCUUUUAAUGCAGGACAGUGCCCCCACCAUAGCUCUUUGCUUAAGCCUUCAGUACCGGAGGGAUGUGGUCUUUUGCCAAACUCUUACAGCCCUGAUCUGUGGUUUCAUUAUCAAGCUGAGGAACUGCCUGCACGAUAAUGGAUUCCUGAGGCAGCUGUAUACCAUUGGUCUGCUGGCCCAAUUUGAAAGCCUUUUAAGUACUUACGGAGAAGAACUGGCUAUGCUAGAAGAUAUGAGUGUGGGAAUAAUGGACUUGAGAAAUGUAACGUUUAAAGUAACUCAGGCCACUUCCGGUGCUUCUGCUGAUAUGCUGCCAGUCAUUACAGGAAAUCGGGAUGGAUUUAAUGUGAGGAUUCCACUACCAAGCACCUUAUUCGAUGCCUUGCCUCGUGAAAUCCAGAGUGGCAUGUUGCUGAGAGUUCAACCAGUACUUUUCAACGUGGGAAUCAAUGAACAGCAAACUUUAGCAGAAAAGUUUGGCGAUACCUCCUUGCAGGAAAUUAUUAACAUGGAAAGCUUAGUACGGUUGAAUUCCUACUUUGAACAGUUCAAAGAAGUUUUGCCUGAAGACUGUCUACCUCGAUCUCGGAGUCAAACGUGCCUGCCUGAACUGUUGAGGUUCCUUGGACAGAAUGUACAUGCAAGAAAAAAUAAGAAUGUUGAUAUUCUUUGGCAAGCUGCUGAGAUUUGCCGCAGACUAAAUGGUGUUCGGUUUACAAGCUGUAAAAGUGCCAAGGAUCGGACUGCCAUGUCGGUGACCCUGGAGCAAUGUCUCAUACUUCAACAUGAACAUGGAAUGGCUCCACAGGUCUUCACUCAGGCCCUGGAGUGCAUGAGGAGUAUUGGAACACGGGAGGUAGUCAUCCAGAAGAACUUGUGUGGCCUGGUGCCCCUCCGGGAUUUCAGGCUAGAUCCCAGCCUUCUUUACUCUAUUCCUUUAUUAGCGCUAAGCCCCAAUUUACUGAUUGUGUGGCUGUUUCUGAGCAUUGCAUACUUGGUGGCUAAAUUACGUUGCAAAUAAAGUAAAAUAAACCAAGCAAAAAUCCAGUAAAGUGCCAGAAUAUAUAUAUUGCCACCUGGUACCGAUUUGUUGAAAAAGUCUCAUAGCAUUGUUGCCAAGAAUAAUGAUAGUAUGCCUUACAAUUUUGUUUCUAUUGUACUAAACUUGUAAAAUACACAUCUGAUUCUUUUAUGAAAAGGAAUUGUAUUGAGUGCUUACACUGUCAUUGAGCUUCCAGUGCUUGUAAUGUAAGUCCAACAGCUGCCUGUUAUCUCAGCGAUUUAAUCAACCUGAAGAUUAGUUUCUGUAUCAUCUAUUUUAGGCAUUCAAAUCCUCCUCCCCUGCAUUUAUUUAUAACUACAUACAGCUUUGUUUCACAUGUUUCUUGUUAUCCAGAAAAAGAAACUAUGUCUAAAGAAAUUUUUGUAUAUCCUAAAAAAGUGACAGUCUUGCUUUUCAUAUUUAAGUGGUAAGGGGGAAAAGGGAAGGGCUUUGUAACAUAUGUAUCUACAUAUCUGUUCAAGGCAUCUUUCUACUUUGAUUUAUAAGCAUUACUUCUACAGUGUUACAAUCAUCAAUACAUAAAACUGUGGAGUUCAUUUUCUUAUAAAUCUGUUGCAACACAUGAACUUGAAAGCAGUAUGCUGCACACAAUAUAUAGAGUCAGUAUAUUUAUAUGUUUACUUUCUUACUGCAUCAAAAAAAAAGAAAGAAUAUAUGGAAAGAGUAGGCUUAACCAUCACCUAAUUCCAUUCAAAUCAUUGGAAAAGUAUUUUUAUAAUCUGUGUGAUUCAAUGCUAUCACAUGUUAAUUAAUAUUUACAUUAAAUAUUGCCAUAAAAUGCACUAAUAGCUCUUUUGGGUUAAUGUUAAACUUUAAAUCUUAAGGUAUGCAAAUGCAUUUUAGUGAUAUCCUGAAUCCUAAUCAUUCAAUUUGUAAUACAAUUAUCUUAAUUUCUAUCAUUAUAAUAUUUAUUCACCCAAAACAUCCCGAUAGCAUUUAUAAAUAACAUCAGUGUAUGCUUAGGAACAUGUAAAGAUAGAUAGAAGAUGGAUGGAUGGAUGGAUGGAUGGAUGGAUGGAUGGAUGGAUGGAUGGAUGGAUGGAUGGAUGGAUAGAUAGAUAGAUAGAUAGAUGAUAGAUGCAGCUAACUAUUGGGUAUUAAAAAAGCAGCUCCAAGGCUUAUAAAUAAAAUUAUUUAAUAUUUGGUUGUUUAUCUGAUCUGUUGCAUUAUAUAAAUUGUAUUGCAAAGAUAAGAUAUAGAUGUGUUCUUGAUUGGAUUGAUUUGGAUCUUGACAGAGUAGCACAGUAGCUGCUUUCCUGGUAGGUAUAUGAUUCUGUUGCAGCGAAAGGUAUAGGGCUCAAUUAUACUGCAUGUUUUUUUCACUUGCCAGGUAAUGAAAAUAUGAGAUACUUCCUGUAGAUGUCACAUAAUAAUGUUCAAUUUUUAAAUUGAACCGCAAUUUUAUUUUUUAAACCACAAUAGUUACAUCUUGGUAACUAACAAGUCCUUUGACAAAUUUAUUAGCAAUAUAUUGAUCAUUUUAUGCCAAAUCUAAGCAUGCUCUUUGGCACAUUCACAUCAUAAUCUUUUCCAUACCACCAUUUUCUUUGCUUAUCCAACAAGAUCACUUAUUCCAAAUGUUGGCUUUGACUCUGCAUGCAUCUGUGUGGCCUUGCAAAUGAAUAUAAGUAGCCCUUGAGUUCUCAAUCACACCUAUUUUCCCAAGACAAUAGAGUUCAGUACAUAAAUGCAGUCUUGCGUUUAAGGAAGUAAUGCUGGGUUGACAAAUAGCCAGCUCCCCAAAGAAAACAUCCAAGUAUGAAUUUUCUAUGUAGGGAAUGUAGUUCUUACUGAGGUGUACAAAUUAUUUAAAUAAAUGGAGGGAUACAUUUGGGAGGCUGGUUUGAAAAACUCAGCUGUCCUGCCUUAUAUUGUGGCAUUAAAUAUACUAAAGUGCUUUAGACUUAAAAUUGUAUGUGACUUUUAUGUAUAGGGGUGUGUAUGUAUGUAUAUAUACAUGCAAACACAUCACAAGUUAUUAAAUCAAGAAAUGCAUGAAUCUUUAUUUCAUGUAUUUCCUCUCAUAAGUCUGGAGAAUUUUGUUUAAAACAUGCCCGGUGGUAGAAAUGAUGCUGAAACCAAAUAUAUAAAUAGUUGUCACUACAUACAAUAACUACACCAAAUAAUCGACUAUUUAACCCAUACAUUUAAAACAUAAUGAAAUC